CAGUGAAUCGCCAUUGUUUGGUAACUAUUCUCAACUUCUCUAACCUCUCUCUCGACAUUUUUUCCCUUACAAUUUAUCUUAUUGCUGCGUUUGUGAUACUGCGGUUGGAAUUGUUUUGUAACCGCAAACACUUUCACAAUGAAAAUGAAGUUUCUUGAUUGGUACUUGAAGAUUGGGGUUGCUUCGGCUUUGGUUGGAGCUUCUAUGGAAUUUUUCAUGGUCAAAACUGGCUUCUAUGACAAAGUAACAGUUUUGGAGUCAGAAAAGCGCGCGUGGGAGAAUUCCCCAGAUGCUCAGGCAGUUAGAGAUGCUCUCAACCCUUGGAGACAUGUUGAUCCAAAAGAAACAAACAAGUCCUGAAUCAAUUGCAUAUAGACUAGCUAUUCUGUUAUACUUACGAUGCUUGUCAUGGAACCGAUAGCAUCCUUUCAACAACUUCAGUCACCGCGGAAAUUAGUGACAUGCCUGCAAUUCAGGGGCAACUCUGCCAUGUAUUAUACAUACAACCUUCAUUUUAUUUUUAUCUGCUAUCUAGUUUUGGAUAUAUUGGAUUUA
Molecule: messenger RNA, 555 nt
Organism: Vicia villosa (hairy vetch)
Lineage: Eukaryota; Viridiplantae; Streptophyta; Magnoliopsida; Fabales; Fabaceae
Exons: 3
Coding region: 139-360 (73 amino acids)
Source: RefSeq, a predicted model, not a curated record